This is a messenger RNA of Pseudophryne corroboree (corroboree frog), 6722 nucleotides long. RefSeq names its product small nuclear ribonucleoprotein U5 subunit 200 (gene SNRNP200). Lineage: Eukaryota; Metazoa; Chordata; Amphibia; Anura; Myobatrachidae. Gene Ontology annotation, molecular function: ATP binding; nucleic acid binding. The coding region runs from base 40 to 6450 and encodes 2136 amino acids. The transcript has 45 exons. The record is from RefSeq and is a predicted model, not a curated record.
AGUGUGUGCGGUGGAUCCCGUGCAGCAGCACACGGCGGAAUGGCGGACGUAACAGCCCGUAGUCUGCAGUACGAGUACAAGGCGAACUCUAAUCUUGUACUUCAAGCCGAUCGCUCUCUGAUAGACCGGACCCGCCGAGAUGAGCCCACAGGCGAGGUGCUGUCACUGGUGGGGAAACUGGAUGGGACCCGUAUGGGGGACAAGGCUCAGAAAACCAAGCCUCAGAUGCAGGAGGAGAGGCGUGCUAAGAGGCGAAAGAGAGAUGAAGACAGACAUGACAUAAACAAGAUGAAGGGGUUCACCCUCUUGUCAGAAGGCAUUGAUGAAAUGGUGGGGAUCAUAUACAAACCCAAAACAAAGGAGACUCGCGAGACCUACGAGGUUCUGCUUAGCUUCAUACAAGCUGCCCUGGGGGACCAGCCAAGAGAUAUCCUGUGUGGUGCAGCUGAUGAGGUUCUGGCGGUGUUAAAGAAUGAUAAAUUGCGAGAUAAGGAGAGAAGAAGGGAAGUUGAUCAGCUCUUGGGACAGACCGAUGAUACGCGAUACCAUGUACUGGUGAACCUGGGUAAAAAAAUCACUGAUUACGGAGGGGACAAGGAAAUUCAAAAUAUGGAUGAUAAUAUAGAUGAGACUUAUGGAGUCAACGUGCAGUUUGAAUCUGAUGAAGAGGUGGGUGAUGAAGACAUAUACGGAGAGGUGAGAGACGAGGCCUCUGAUGAUGACAUGGAUGGAGAUGAAGCUGUUGUGCGUGGCACACUCUCUGCCAAUCUGGUGACGUCUGGAGAGCUCAUGAGUUCUAAGAAGAAAGAUCUUCACCCACGAGACAUCGAUGCUUUCUGGCUGCAAAGACAGCUUAGCAGAUUUUAUGAUGAUGCUAUUGUGUCGCAGAAGAAGGCUGAUGAGGUUCUCGAAAUCUUAAAGACUGCAGGCGAUGACCGUGAAUGUGAAAACCAGUUGGUGCUGCUGCUGGGAUUCAACACGUUCGACUUCAUUAAAAUACUAAGACAGCAUCGUAUGAUGAUUCUGUACUGUACCCUCUUGGCCCGUUCUCAGAGCGAGUCAGAAAAAGAGAGAAUUAUGGGUAAAAUGGAGGCAGACUCUGAGCUGUCCAAGUAUCUGUACCAGCUGCAGGAAACCGAAAAGGAGGAUCUGAUUCGGGAGGAGCGCACGCGUAGAGAGCGGGUUAGACAGUCCCGUGUGGACACAGACUUGGAAAGUAUGGAGAUGGAGCAGGGAGGGGAGUCUUUCACUCCCCGCCAAGUCUUGGAUUUGGAAGACUUGGUCUUUGCGCAAGGUAGUCACUUCAUGGCCAACAAACGAUGCCAGCUGCCGGAUGGAUCAUUCAGGCGCCAGAGGAAAGGCUAUGAGGAGGUUCACGUACCUGCACUAAAGCCAAAACCUUUUGGUGCAGACGAGCAACUCGUGCCAGUGGAGAAACUUCCAAAAUAUGCCCAGGCUGGAUUUGAUGGGUUUAAAACUUUGAACAGGAUACAGAGUAAACUCUAUAAAGCUGCACUAGACUCUGAUGAGAAUCUGCUUCUCUGUGCCCCUACUGGUGCUGGCAAGACCAAUGUAGCUCUCAUGUGCAUGUUGCGUGAAAUUGGGAAACACAUCAACGUGGAUGGCACCAUCAAUGUGGACAACUUCAAAAUCAUUUACAUUGCACCCAUGCGAUCCCUGGUACAGGAAAUGGUGGGGAGUUUCAGCAAGCGUUUGUCUACAUAUGGCAUCAAUGUAGCGGAGCUGACUGGCGAUCACCAGCUAUGCAAGGAGGAGAUAAAUGCCACCCAAAUUAUUGUCUGUACACCAGAGAAGUGGGACAUCAUCACUCGUAAAGGAGGAGAGAGAACUUACACUCAGCUUGUUCGUCUAAUAAUUCUGGAUGAAGUCCACCUUCUCCAUGAUGACCGAGGUCCCGUAUUGGAGUCUUUAGUUGCUAGAGCUAUCCGGAACAUUGAAAUGACUCAAGAAGAUGUGAGGCUGGUGGGUCUCAGUGCCACUUUGCCCAAUUAUGAGGAUGUAGCCACCUUCCUUCGCGUGGACCCUGCCAAAGGACUUUUCUAUUUUGAUAACAGUUUCCGACCGGUCCCACUGGAGCAGACAUAUGUUGGGAUCACAGAGAAGAAGGCAAUAAAACGUUUCCAGAUCAUGAACGAGAUUGUGUAUGAGAAGAUUAUGGAGCAUGCUGGGAAAAACCAGGUGCUGGUUUUUGUGCAUUCCAGGAAAGAAACUGGCAAAACUUCCCGUGCCAUCAGAGACAUGUGCCUGGAAAAGGACACAUUGGGUCUAUUCCUGCGAGAGGGAUCUGCCUCUACUGAGGUGCUGCGUACAGAGGCUGAGCAGUGCAAGAACCUGGAACUAAAAGACCUUCUGCCAUAUGGAUUUGCCAUUCAUCAUGCAGGCAUGAGUCGUGUGGACAGAACUCUGGUGGAGGAUCUCUUUGCUGACAAACACAUUCAGGUUCUGGUCUCCACAGCUACAUUGGCCUGGGGUGUGAAUCUCCCAGCUCAUACAGUUAUCAUCAAAGGAACUCAGGUUUACAGCCCAGAAAAGGGCAGAUGGACAGAGUUGGGAGCCCUGGAUAUCCUGCAGAUGCUGGGUAGAGCCGGGCGUCCUCAGUAUGACACAAAAGGUGAAGGCAUACUCAUCACAUCACAUGGUGAACUUCAGUAUUAUCUCUCCCUGCUCAACCAGCAGCUGCCCAUUGAGAGUCAGAUGGUGGCUAAGCUUCCAGACAUGCUGAAUGCAGAGGUGGUUCUGGGAAAUGUGCAGACUGCAAAGGAUGCUGUGAACUGGCUGGGCUACACAUACCUAUAUAUACGUAUGCUGCGCUCACCCAACCUCUAUGGAAUUUCUCACGAUGACCUCAAAUCUGACCCUUUGCUGGAGCAGAGACGUCUGGAUUUGAUCCACACAGCAGCUCUUAUGUUGGACAAGAACAAUUUGGUGAAAUAUGAUAAGAAGACUGGUAAUUUCCAGGUGACUGAAUUGGGUCGUAUUGCCAGCCACUAUUAUAUCACCAAUGACUCUGUACAGACCUACAACCAACUUCUAAAGCCAACGCUCAGUGAAAUAGAAAUGUUCCGGGUGUUCUCCUUGUCUUCAGAGUUCAAGAACAUCACAGUCCGAGAGGAAGAGAAACUGGAACUGCAGAAGCUACUGGAGAGAGUACCGAUUCCUGUGAAGGAGAGUAUAGAGGAGCCAAGUGCUAAAAUCAAUGUCUUACUCCAAGCAUUCAUCUCACAGCUGAAAUUGGAAGGGUUUGCCUUGAUGGCUGACAUGGUGUAUGUCACGCAGUCUGCGGGGCGCCUGAUGCGGGCGAUAUUUGAAGUUGUUCUGAACCGUGGAUGGGCACAGCUCACAGACAAGACUCUGAACCUCUGCAAGAUGAUAGAUAAGAGGAUGUGGCAGUCAAUGUGUCCGCUACGCCAGUUUAAGAAACUCCCAGAGGAAGUGGUGAAGAAGAUUGAAAAGAAAAACUUUCCAUUUGAGCGUCUCUAUGACUUAAAUCAUAAUGAGAUAGGUGAGCUGAUCCGCAUGCCCAAGAUGGGGAAAACCAUCCAUAAAUAUGUGCACUUAUUCCCUAAACUGCACCUGUCUGUGCACUUGCAGCCCAUCACUCGCUCCACAUUAAAAGUGGAACUGACCAUCACACCUGACUUCCAGUGGGAUGAGAAGGUUCAUGGCUCUUCUGAGGCUUUCUGGAUCCUUGUGGAAGAUGUGGACAGUGAAGUGAUUUUGCACCAUGAAUAUUUCCUUCUCAAAGCCAAAUAUGCUCAGGAUGAGCAUCUGGUCACGUUCUUUGUGCCGGUGUUUGAGCCCCUUCCCCCACAGUACUUCAUUCGGGUGGUCUCUGACCGCUGGCUAUCCUGCGAGACACAGCUACCCGUCUCCUUCCGCCACCUAAUCCUGCCUGAGAAAUACCCCCCACCCACCGAACUUCUGGAUCUGCAGCCACUGCCUGUCUCUGCUCUAAGAAACAGCGCAUUUGAGAGCCUCUACCAGGACAAGUUUCCUUUCUUCAACCCUAUCCAGACCCAAGUCUUCAAUACAGUGUAUAACAGUGAUGACAACGUAUUUGUUGGGGCUCCCACCGGCAGUGGGAAGACUAUUUGUGCAGAGUUUGCAAUUCUUCGUAUGCUCCUGCAGAACUCAGAGGGGCGCUGUGUUUAUAUAACUCCCAUGGAGGCUCUAGCUGAACAGGUAUUUAUGGACUGGUUUGAGAAGUUCCAGGACAGGUUGUAUAAGAAGGUUGUCCUGCUGACUGGUGAAACCAGCACUGACCUGAAACUGCUGGGAAAAGGGAAUAUUAUCAUCAGCACACCAGAGAAGUGGGACAUCUUGUCCCGACGUUGGAAGCAGCGUAAAAAUGUGCAGAACGUUAGCUUGUUCGUCGUGGAUGAGACUCAUCUCAUUGGUGGAGGCAACGGGCCUGUGCUGGAAGUCAUCUGCUCCCGUAUGCGCUACAUAUCCUCCCAGAUCGAGAGGCCUAUCCGCAUUGUGGCCCUCAGCUCCUCUCUCUCCAAUGCCAAAGAUGUGGCACAUUGGUUAGGGUGCAGUGCCACGUCAACGUUUAACUUCCAUCCCAAUGUGAGACCAGUACCCCUGGAGCUACACAUACAGGGCUUUAACAUCAGUCACACACAAACCAGACUUCUUUCCAUGGCCAAGCCAGUUUACCACUCCAUUGUCAAGCAUUCGCCCAAGAAGCCCAUUAUAGUCUUUGUCCCAUCACGGAAGCAGACCCGGCUCACAGCGAUUGAUAUACUCACCACAUGCGCCUCUGACGUACAGCGACAAAGGUUUCUACACUGCACAGAAAAGGAUCUGGCGCCAUACCUGGAUAAGCUCAGCGACGGCACUUUGAAAGAGACACUGCUGAAUGGCGUAGGCUAUCUGCACGAGGGGCUCUCCUCCUUGGAGCGACGCAUCGUUGAACAACUCUUCGACUCUGGUGCAGUGCAGGUGAUUGUAGCUUCUCGCAGUCUUUGUUGGGGUCUUAACAUUGCUGCUCACCUGGUCAUCAUCAUGGACACUCAGUACUACAAUGGAAAGAUUCACGCCUAUGUGGAUUAUCCCAUCUAUGACGUUCUCCAGAUGGUGGGAUAUGCAAACCGACCUUUGCAGGAUGACGAAGGGCGGUGCGUCAUUAUGUGUCAAGGAUCAAAGAAGGAUUUCUUUAAAAAGUUCCUGUACGAGCCUCUCCCAGUGGAAUCUCACCUGGAUCACUGCUUACACGACCAUUUCAAUGCUGAGAUUGUCACCAAAACCAUAGAGAACAAACAGGAUGCAGUGGACUACCUGACCUGGACGUUCCUGUACAGGCGUAUGACACAGAAUCCCAACUACUACAACUUGCAGGGUGUGUCUCACAGACAUCUCUCAGACCACUUGUCGGAACUGGUAGAACAGACGCUUAGUGACUUGGAACAGUCUAAGUGUAUCAGCGUUGAAGAUGAAAUGGAUGUUGCGCCUCUUAAUCUGGGCAUGAUAGCGGCUUAUUAUUACAUCAACUACACCACAAUAGAACUUUUCAGCAUGUCCCUGAAUGCUAAAACCAAAGUACGUGGAUUGAUUGAAAUUAUCUCCAAUGCUGCGGAGUAUGAGGGCAUACCUAUCCGCCACCGCGAGGACAACCUCUUGCGUCAGCUGGCGCAGAAAGUCCCCCAUAAACUUACCAACCCCAGAUUCAAUGACCCUCAUGUCAAGACCAACCUGCUGCUUCAGGCUCAUCUCUCCCGCAUGCAGCUGAGUGCUGAGCUUCAGUCAGAUACAGAGGAGAUCCUUAGCAAGGCAAUCCGCCUCAUCCAGGCGUGUGUGGAUGUGCUCUCCAGUAAUGGCUGGCUCAGCCCAGCCCUCGCUGCUAUGGAACUGGCACAAAUGGUCACCCAAGCCAUGUGGUCCAAGGACUCCUAUCUCAAACAGUUGCCGCACUUUACCAUUGAGCACAUCAAGCGAUGCACAGACAAGGGAGUGGAAAGUGUAUUCGAUAUUAUGGAGAUGGAGGAUGAGGAUCGUACAGAACUCCUGCAGCUCUCCGAUGGCCAGAUGGCAGAUGUAGCCAGGUUCUGUAACCGGUAUCCCAACAUUGAACUGUCCUAUGAGGUGGCAGACAAGGACUCCAUUAGGAGUGGCGGAGCUGUUGUGGUGCUUGUGCAGCUGGAACGAGAGGAGGAAGUUACAGGACCCGUCAUCGCUCCCCUCUUCCCGCAGAAACGUGAAGAAGGCUGGUGGGUUGUCAUUGGAGAUGCUAAAUCAAAUAGUCUGAUCUCCAUCAAGAGGCUGACCCUACAGCAGAAAGCCAAGGUUAAGUUGGAUUUCGUAGCUCCAGCCACAGGGGCGCACAAUUACACCCUUUAUUUUAUGAGCGACGCUUACAUGGGUUGUGAUCAGGAGUACAAAUUCAGUGUGGAUGUAAAGGAGGCCGAAAGCGACAGUGAUUCUGAUUAGGUCAGCCCUUUCCUGAAUCCAAGGAUGCAGACAUCUGCUGUGUGAUAAAGACGAUGGAGAGAUACAGGCCAUUAAAAUACCAAGCACAGCUCGCAGUACACAAUGAUACUGUAAAUAUCUUAUAUAUUAGACUGAAGUGUGACACCUUUGGAUAUGUAAUGAAUAUCAGAGUGGAAGCUACAACUGUUAAGAACUGUGAUAAUUUGUGAAAAGUUUGAAAGUCUUUUCCAUGUCUUUGCUAGAUUCUAAAAUAAACAUUUUCUUUUUUAUAA